AUGUUUUCUGUAUCUCUGGCUGGCAACUUGCAUGAUUGCGCUGAUCAUGGCCUGCCAGCAAGCUAUUUGCCUUGUCCCAAUGAAGGUGUUCCAUUGUGCUGUGACGGGAGGUAUGAAGCCUCAUUGGAAACCAUGUGUCAACAUCCGAACUUGUUCCCAUGCAGAAGAGUUCUUGACUCAAGCAGCAUCUCCUCGCCGUAUUCAGAUGUGCCACUUACCAGUUGGCCUAUGUUGAUGACACACGAUGCCGCUACCGGGUACAUGCAAGGUUCAUUGGAUCCUAGGGUUGUCUGGGGUCAAACGCAGCCUUCCUCCACGCAAGCUUUCACGUCCCAGCUGGAUUGUGGAGCGCGAGCCUUUGACAUGCGGCCGCACGUUACCAAGAAGGGCGAUCUGGUUUUUCAUCAUGGUGAUGUUGAGGUGUCGCAAGAUGCCGAGAAGUCGAUAGCAGAGAUCGUGCAGUGGGCACACCUGCAUCCCAGUUUGGAGGAUUUUGUGUUAAUAUACAAUUGGGACUGCACCGGCAUGAAUUGCAGCGACCGUUUCGAAGGACUGCUUGGAAAGUACAACUUGAGGACUCUUACAGAUUGCAGCAAAUUGAACCAAACACUCAGUACAGCAGCAUCUAUGGCAAAAUUGCCUCAAGGAGGCCACGUUCUCGUUGUGAGUGGUUGUGUGUCACAAAAGUGCAAUGCAAGUCUGGCGUGCUCUGGAUUUGAUAAGUCUUUGGAUGCGGUACCGUUUACGCACACUUUGCCAGCAGAUUGUCGGGCGCUGGAAAAUGCUUCGUUCGAUGAGCAGCUCCGUUGCGGACACGCACUGCAGCAGUCCAACAAUCCAGCUGCGCUGGCCUUUGGUUAUUACCACUGCUGGGUUGGCGAUUCUGGACAUGAUUUUGCUGUCCAGCGCCUCAUGGAUUAUUUGGUGCAAGUAGCCUCGAGCCCUCCACCCGGUGACAGCUUCACGGAGCUUCAAGCUUUAUGGCAGGAAACCCCUCAGUCAGUGGCGAUUGGCAUAGCGCAUUUCAGCUCUCUGCUCAAGGACGAGGAGCGUAGCAAGCUCAAUUCCUUCAUGGUGGAGAAGAUUCGAGAUGGAGCCUUCCAGCACAUCAGCUUGUUCGUCCCUCGUCUGCAAUGCUUCAGCUGUUUGCAUGAAGUGCAUGCGCAGGUGGACGCCGGAACUGGUCUGAUGACUUUAGGCUGUAGAUGUGCUGUAAGAAAAGUUCACAAAAGCAGAGCAAGCCAUAACAAUAAUAAUAAAAAUAAUACUAAUAAAAAAUAUUAA
Molecule: messenger RNA, 1284 nt
Organism: Symbiodinium natans
Lineage: Eukaryota; Dinophyceae; Suessiales; Symbiodiniaceae
Source: the annotation of a GenBank genome assembly